This is a messenger RNA of Klebsormidium nitens, 1212 nucleotides long. The record is from the annotation of a GenBank genome assembly. Lineage: Eukaryota; Viridiplantae; Streptophyta; Klebsormidiophyceae; Klebsormidiales; Klebsormidiaceae.
AUUCGUCACUACUAGGUAUCCUACAAAGCUUGGCGCUGUUGCUUUCUUGUUCUUUGAACGAGAUGAAGAUGAAAGAUAAGAGCCCCAGGCUAUCCAACUGCAAUGAGACAAGCUGCUGCUGUGAGACUGUCGAGCGAGUUGAUUGUAGAGCAAAGACUGGGGCGUGGUACAACCAACACCUGAACGUCCAAUAUAGCUCGCAUUGACUUUUUCUGGAGUGUGAAACAGGAGAAACUGAGCAGGUGACCGUUAAGAAGGUAGCGCUGACCGCCAAUUCUGGGUGCGCUGAGAAUACUUUGUCAAAAAGAACCUCAACUCCAAGGAUGAGAAAAAGGGAGCGGGAAAACCCGUGCUUUGUGUGCGGUCACUACCACAAGUAUGAUGAGGGUGAGCCGUGCGGAAUCUGCGGCCACCGAGCGGUGGACCCCUCAGAAAGAGGCGAACGGCAGAGCGCUUUCUCAGCAGAGAUCCUGCCAUCGUUUCUGUACCUAGGCAGUUAUGACAACGCCUCCCGAGCAGAGAUUCUCAAGGCUCAGGGGAUCAGUCACAUACUCAAUACAGUAGCCGCUUGCCAAAACUUGUACAAAAACUCGUUCACAUAUCACACGUUGAAAGAGGGCGACGCGCUCGACUUUGACGAGUGCUUCGAAUUCAUUGAAUCGGCUAGGCGAGAAGAAAAGAAGAUUCUAGUUCACUGCAUGUCUGGGGCAAACCGGUCACCCUCUUUGGUCAUUGCGUACCUGAUGCGGCACAAAGGCUGGCGAUUGCCCGAGAGUUAUCAAUGGGUGAAGGACCGGAAACCGGGCGUCAAUAUCUCCCCAGCUAUGGCGGGCCAGCUUCAGAAUUACGAAGUCAAAGUCCAUGGUCCCGUCCAAACCCCCCUCCUCAGCAGUCCGACGGGUGGCGUCUCCUUCGGCUUCGGCUUUCCGUCGUUCUCCCCCCCGCAAGCGCCAGCCACGCUCAGUUUUUCCACCUCGCCCGCGCAACAAGGAUCCCCAUUGUCGUUCGGUGUCCCGGCCGGGGGCCCAUUUGUGUUUGGUGCAGGGCAGCAGAGUUCCCCAGGUGCAGAUAGGAUGGACAGCUCGUAGUAUAUUAGAAGACUGACUAAACGAGGGGACGUGAAGUGCUCUGCGUACUAUCAAGCUAGAACUAGCCAUUGUUUCCUUCCCUAAAGGAAACCCCGCCGUUGAUAAGACGUGUGCUCAUCAUAUU